Molecule: messenger RNA, 725 nt
Organism: Myzus persicae (green peach aphid)
Lineage: Eukaryota; Metazoa; Arthropoda; Insecta; Hemiptera; Aphididae
Product: longitudinals lacking protein, isoforms A/B/D/L-like
Exons: 2
Coding region: 327-602 (91 amino acids)
Source: RefSeq, a predicted model, not a curated record
UAAUCAUUAUUUUAUAGUUUUUAAACAAUUUACUUGAUAUUUUGAAUUUUUUACUUUUUGUAAAUUAACUAAUUGAUUAAAGUUUGUGAAUACAGUUAAGAAACUGAGUUUAUCUUAUUACUAUCACACCAAUUUGAUCAUUUCAUAGCUUAUAUGAGUCUUUUAAAUAUUUAAAAUAUAUUUAGAAACUAUCUUUCAUAUGUCCUUUUAUAGGAAGAAUGUUAUUUUAAGACAUUUUGUGUUAAAUAAUUAAAAAUUAAUUCUGAACAUUCAUGCUGCACAUUACAGUGAGCACAUACAAUAAUGCUUAACUAUGGUCCAUACAAAUGUUGAUGAACUUCAGUGUUCUAAAUAAAACAGAUAAAAGGCAUACUGAUAAUUUGGAAAACAGUCGUCAUAUGUGUCCAAAUGGAUGUGGUCGUCAUUAUAAAAGAAAAGGACACAUGACAUAUCAUUUGAAAUUUGAAUGUGGGGUUCAUCCUCAAUUUAAAUGCCCAUAUUGUAGUAAAUGGUCCAAUCGGAAGUCCAGUCUAAAAACACAUGUUUUAUGUGUUCAUAAAGUUAUAUUUGAGGACAAUAUGCUUAUGCUUUCAAAUACUUAAUUAUGAUAAUGUGGUAUGAAAACCUAGGAAUUAAUAUAUCAUUUUAUUGUAAAACUUUUUUUUGUAAAUAAAAUGUAAGUAAAUGGUUUUUUUAAAACUAAAAUAAAUAUUCUACUUAUACUA